ACCCGGCGGGAGGGGCGGCCGGGCCGCCUGGCAGCCGGCUCUGCGGAGCUGGGGCCGUGCCGUGUCACCUGGCGGGGGGACAGAGCCGGUGUUAGCGGCAACUCUUACACCCCCCCGCCCCCUUUUUUAUUUGUGUUAUGGGCAGCACUGAUAACUGUGGCAGGUGUCACGGUUUACCGUGAGAGGCACUGGUAGCCGCUUAGGUCUCCCGUGGCCAUGUCGGGCUCGGUCCCGGAGGAGCCGCAGCGCUCCACCCCGCAAGGCCCGGCUGGCGAUCCCCAUCCCGGGCCACUCGCUGCCGCCCCGGGCGGCUCCAGUGACCCUCCCUUCGGUGAGCACAGCCUCGGCUUGGCCACCACGGAGGUCAGCCUGGUGGAGAUGACGGAGAUGGAGUAUACCCAGCUGCAGCACAUACUUUACUCCUACACGGAGGCACAAGCUGGUGAAGGUGAUGUGGAAGCCAGGCUGGGGGCUUUCUCCUUGCCUGGUAGCUGUGCUGAACCCCCUCCGUGCCAGGUGAACCCCGGGCAGGAGGGGUGUCCGUCGGCCCACUGCGGGAGCCAGCCGGUGUUCCCGGUGCCCGGCCAGGCAGGGUUACCCUCUGACAGCGCUUUGCUCAGCACCAGCCCGCAUUUGGGCUAUGCUGACUUCCAGGAGCUCAGGAUGAUGCUACUGAGUGAGUCUAACCUCCCUUCGAAUGAAACGGAUCAAAUGCCUAAUGGUAGCUCUGUAGAAGUCCCAGGGCACAGUUUAGUAAAAGUUAAAUGUGGUGAAAAUUCUGUUGGGCUGCAUAAAGAAAACAUACUUGCUGAAAAUUUGGUACUGGCACCAGAGGCCAGGUCUAAAACUGCAGUCAGAGUUCGGUUGGAAGAAAGAUUCAACAGCAUCCAGAGAGAAAACCCCAGAUGCCAAGAACCCCAAGAAUCUGGAGUAACUCUUAACAAUUUAGUAACAUUGAUUCGACAGCCAUCAAAACUGAUAGCUGUUCCUGUGCGUCAGCAAGAAAACAAGUGUGCUGCAUUAGGGACAAGUAAGACUGCAGCUGCCAAGCCUUCUGUACAGAUGACAUACCCAUUAUUUACCAUGAAUGCAUGUUCUGCUGCUGGAAGUGCUAAUCCUUUGCAAGCACAGACCUCUGGAACGUCUUGCGUUGUUUUGGAAGCUGCUAAACAUGAAGACCUUGGGACACCCAAGACAUUCUCUUUCUGCUGUCAGGAAGCUGAAUCUGCGAAACAAACAGUUGGUGUUGUGAAUAAAGCUUUGCCUGAGGAAGUUUGGAUUAAAGUUCGAGAAGACACCUUAUGCAAGCAAACGAUAAACAGAAGAAGUUGCAGCCAAAUAAGCACACUGGAUCCAAACAUAGAUCGCAAACCUCUUGGUGAAAUCCAGAAUAUGUGUGAUAGUAGCCAGAGCACUGCACCUGCCCAUGGCCCUUGGCAGUCAGCACAGUCAAAUUCAAGUAUGCAGCUGCAAAGUGGCCCACAGAACGGAAUCACGCAGCGAAGAGAAAGACAUAACCGCAUAGAGAGAGACAGAAGGCGCAGAAUCCGGAUUUGUUGUGAUGAGCUGAAUCUUCUGGUUCCGUUCUGUACUACUGAUACUGAUAAGGCAACGACUCUACAAUGGACAACCGCGUUUCUGAAGUACAUUCAAGAGAGGCAUGGUGAUUCCCUGAAACAGGAAUUUGAGAGUGUGUUCUGUGGUAAAACAGGCAGGAGACUAAAACCAGCAAGAUCAGAUUCAUUUAUAACGUGUCCAGUGCAGGAAAACAUGCAUGGCCAUGGAGACCAAGUAGUCUGAACUGGCUGCCUUGACUUGCAUGACAAGCGUGGCUAAAAGUGGCACAAGCUGUAUUUUAUUUGUUCUGUUUACAUACUGAACAUGAAUAUAAAAUGUAACUUGUAAAAAUAGAUAAAUAGAGCUUUAAAGAAAACAUUCUUUACUCAAAAUGGAAAUGAAAGUUAACUACCGACAGUCAAAAUCAGUGCUCCGUUAAAGGGGCUUUGGGACCAGAAGGUACAAGCAAAUGUCAUGACAGCGAAGUGUUUUUCCCCUUUAGUUAUAAAAAAAAAUGUGCUUUUUCUGUUUAUUGUUCUGCUUUGGGGCUUUUUUAUUGUUUUGGUUUGUUUUUUUUUAAAGAUGAUCCAGUCCAGAUAGGAAUAGUUGUAGCACAUCAAUCUGUCCUGUUAUUUUAAUGUCUAGAUGCAAAUGUACUCUUCAAGUGUAAAAAGAAAUUACAAGUCACCAUAUUAUAAUGCCCAUCUUUUCCAUUAAAAAUUUAAAGGUUUUAUUGGUUAAUAAGUGCAUAAUUUCUAAACUGUGCUGAUGUUAUGAAGUUUACAUUUGCCAUACAUAUUCUAACAUACUUGGCCCCAAAGAAUAAUAGAAUGGUGUUAGCAUUUUUCUUUUUUAAAUACUGUUUUUAAAGUCUUAUCACACAACUGUCCACAGGUUCUUGUGUUGUUAUUUUAGUCCAAGUGGCAUAUCGUAGACGGUAGAAUAUUUCAAUGCACAACAUAUUUUCAUAUUUAAAGAUAAAUAAGAUUCCUUUGUUCAUAGGCUUUAGCAUAUAGGGCAGAAAUGGAGUAGUGCGUGAGCCGGGAGAGGGUUUAUUUAUUUUUUUAAAACAGAUGAUACUAGCAGGUUUUAAGUACCAAAGG
Messenger RNA from Falco peregrinus (peregrine falcon), 2660 nucleotides. RefSeq names its product transcription factor like 5 (gene TCFL5). The transcript has 6 exons. Gene Ontology annotation, molecular function: DNA-binding transcription factor activity, RNA polymerase II-specific; protein dimerization activity; RNA polymerase II cis-regulatory region sequence-specific DNA binding. NCBI's taxonomy places the organism in Eukaryota, Metazoa, Chordata, Aves, Falconiformes, Falconidae. The record is from RefSeq and is a predicted model, not a curated record. Gene Ontology annotation, cellular component: nucleus. The coding region runs from base 217 to 1800 and encodes 527 amino acids. Gene Ontology annotation, biological process: spermatogenesis; regulation of DNA-templated transcription.